Oncorhynchus nerka (sockeye salmon) is the source of this 1796-nucleotide messenger RNA. RefSeq names its product zinc finger protein 219-like. Gene Ontology annotation, molecular function: protein binding. Lineage: Eukaryota; Metazoa; Chordata; Actinopteri; Salmoniformes; Salmonidae. The record is from RefSeq and is a predicted model, not a curated record. The transcript has 6 exons. The coding region runs from base 24 to 1796 and encodes 590 amino acids.
AGCGAGGUAGGGGAGCUGUACUAAUGGCGGAGAACGUACGGUCGCCUUUUGAGUACCGGGAGCCACCGACCCUCGACAGCGACGGGGAUGGGAGCAAACCGCCUUUGCCGCCCCGGGGGAGGGGGUGUGUCAGGAAAAGGAAGGGUACCCCUGUGAAGGUGUGUGACCGGGCCUACGUGACAGAGGAUGAAGAGGAGGAGGAAGAGGAGAGUCUGUCUGAACACAGCUACAGUCCAGGUGAUGGACAGUACCCAGACGGAGCGGAGGACAGACUGCCUCCAACCGGAAGCCCUUACUACCUCGCCGACCCCUCCCAGCUCUGUGUGUCGGAGCUGGGCGAGGAGGGGGCGAGUGGGGUCCGGGGGCCAGUGCUCUUCCACCCCCCGCCCAACUGUAGGAUCCGAGAGGUGCACUGCGGGAGUCAGGUGCGGCUGGUCGUCAUAGCGAUUCGAGACAUCGCCAAAGGAGAGGAGAUCACAGUGGACUACAGCCUGAUGGACUGGGGAGAGAACGCCAUGGAUGAAGAGCCUGGCCCCCACCCGCUGUCUCUCUCAGACUACCUCACCCCCUCCUGGUCCCUCUCCCCCUCCUCCUCCCCGCUAACCCACACUGAGCCCAGCGAUUCGGACCGAGAGGAGGAGGAAGAAGACGACGAUGACGACGAAGAAGAAGAGAUGGAGGAGUUGAGGGGCCGCAUGCUCCGCCGCCGAAAGAAGCGCAAAAUAGCCACCCCCCCCGUCACCGCCAAGAAGAAGAGUGUCGCCACCCCCAGGGCCGGACCCGGGCGCCCCUGCUCAUCCUCCUUCUCCCGGCUGGCUGCCUCCUCGACCCCGACCGUGGCCCAGACCCCGUCUCAGCCCGCCACUCCACUGGCGCCUCCCACCACCAACAUCAACAACAACAUCAACAUAAACAUCGGCAGCUCCAGCGGGGCCACUGUCAGCCGACGGCAGCACUGCCCCUACUGCGGCCGCCACUACCGCUCUCUGGCACGCCACCUGGAGAAACACCAUGCCAACCAGCCAGAGGUCAGGGCUGCCAUGGAGCUGUCCGCACUCCACACACACCCUUCCUCCUCUACCUCCUCCUCGCACGGCCACAUCUUCGCUUCCCCCCAGCCCUCCUCUUCCUCUACUCCUGCCCCUCCCCCUCUUUUCUCCAGGGAGAGAGAGAGGGAUGCGGUGGCCGCUCGAAGUUCCUCGGGGGCGGUCUCCUUUUCACUCUCGCUCUCCCCACCCUCGGCUUCUCAGUCGGCCGCGGCCAAAAAAGCCUCCAACGUAUCGGUUCAGACGCCCAAGCCAGGCUCCGCCCCUGCAGUGGCCCCGGUGAAAAGUCCUCCCACAUCCACGCCACCCAGGAGGGGCCGCAAGCCGAAGAGAGAGAAGGAGGAGCAGCAGAAAGCGGAGGAGUCCAUCAGGAGCAAAGAGGAAGAGAUACCUCCACCUCCUACCCCCAAGCCGGAGGAAGAAGAGCUGGAGGAGGAGCUGAGUGGAGCGGGGACCGUAGAGAGUCCUGGGGACUGGAGUACACAGCUGGCUAACUCCCACAGACACCACAUGCCACCUCUCCUCUCUUCCCUCUCCUGCCUGGUGCUCUACCUGAGCCGGCAGCAGCACUCUUCCUUCUUGUCUCUCACUCGCUCCCCCAGUUCGGCUGAGGCCUGGCGCCUCCUCUGCCAUUCCAGCCUGGCGCUGCUCAUCCUCUACAACCGCCACCGAGAGUGUGAAGUGGCCAAGCUCACCACCCAGGACUACCACAACCGCACCACCCCCAAGCCCCACCCUGACCCAGGCUAA